AUGGCCUGCGAUGCCUUUGCAAGAGAACAGCUGGGUGGUGAAGUCGCUCCGGUAGCUGUGCAGGGCGUAUGCAGCUAUACGGUCUAUUCUGGGCCGAAUGACGAAUUUGCCGCUCAAUUCCGCCUCAAGCGUUCUUGUAUGAACAUGGACACAGUAAAUUUGGCACGCACAAUUUAUGGAGGUUUGGCUCCUAAAGUCGUCUUUAAGGGACAGAUUGGGGAAGAUGUGGAGGGAAAAGAGGCCCUUUAUAUCUAUGUCAUGGAUAAAAUACAGGGAAUUAGCUACUUGGAUUUUAUCCUGGCCCCUAACAAUCAAUUCCCCGAGAAUUUAGUCAAGUUCUUUGCGCUUUCGUGGAAGUCACCACAAGUUGUUGAUCAAAGCUACAGCAACAGUCUAUACAAUCAAUAUAAAAGUAAGCUUGAGUUACUACUCAUUUCUCUCCCCGACCAAUAUCACUCCUUGAACCAGAAAUUUAUCAGCUCUUUACAUGCUAUAUUUUCUCUCCCCAUGGUGUUAUUACAUAGGGAUUUUGGUGUCUGCAAUAUCAUGGUGAACAAAACCACAUGCAAUCUAGUUGGGGUGGUGGAUUGGGCCGAAGCAGAGGUUGCACCAUUUGGCCUAAACCUUCACUCCCACCAACAACUGAUAAGUAAGGUCCAUCUCAAGAGCGGUUGGAUGAGAUACAACAAUUAUGUCACAUUGGAGGAUAUAUUCUGGGGCACUUUCAAUAAUAAGACUAGAGGACUGAGCAAUGAGACAGUCAAUACAAUCGAAGCAGCGAGAAAUGUCGGCUUAUUAUUGUCACACGGCUUCAGUAGUCAUCUUUCAAAGACCACGGAGGCAGUACCUAUUCGGGAUGAUGAAAGUAGUGCAUACAACAUGCGUGACCUAGAUGGGUUGUUAAUCAAUCCGGCCACGAGAUUUAUAGAUCUGGCAUAA
Aspergillus vadensis CBS 113365 is the source of this 939-nucleotide messenger RNA. RefSeq lists its product as uncharacterized. The record is from RefSeq and is a predicted model, not a curated record. The transcript has 2 exons. NCBI's taxonomy places the organism in Eukaryota, Fungi, Ascomycota, Eurotiomycetes, Eurotiales, Aspergillaceae. Bases 1 to 939 code for a protein of 312 amino acids.